Nerophis lumbriciformis (worm pipefish) is the source of this 3006-nucleotide messenger RNA. Lineage: Eukaryota; Metazoa; Chordata; Actinopteri; Syngnathiformes; Syngnathidae. The record is from RefSeq and is a predicted model, not a curated record.
AUGUGGACACUACUGUGUUCGUCAGGAGAAAUGUAUCAAAUUCCUGUCAACGACUUGACAAAACUCAGAAAAGCCAGGAAACAAGUGAAAAUUGCACUUGAAGACAUUGGAUUGGAGUACUGCAAGGAGGCAGUAAAUGAAUACAAAGACUUCAGUCCCGGUGAGAGCAUUUUUAAUGAGACUGAGUUGACUGAUGUCUGUGUCUGGCAUCGGGCAUUUUCCAAAAUACAGGACUAUCGAUCAAGGUCUUAUUGCUGCAGGGAUUGUCGAUUUUCUUGUGCAACCUAUAAAGGUUACAAGAAUCACUUUCGCCAUGCACACAAGCAAUUGUUCCAGGAUAGCGCUCUUCUCAACUGUGCGUACUGCACAUUCAUUGCAAGCAAGAGAACGUUGGACAUUCAUGUUAGGGUAUUCCACAAAGACAAAUUGGACCAAAAGCUUUCUCGGAUGAAUGCAAUCAAACAGAGACAACUGGCCCCAAACAACCCUAACGUAGGUCCAUCAAGGUCUUUGUACUUUUGCAAGAAAUGCACUUACCGUGACAGUCUGUACAGUGCUGUGAGACGGCACAUCUACCGUGAACAUUUUAAGCAGGUUGCCGCACCAUAUCUGCGUAUGGUUCCCAAAUCAAUGGUUCCAAAUGGUGCGCCUUUUAACGGCGACAGCAUUCUUUGUAAACGCUGCAAAUUUACCACGAAAACCUAUGAGUCACUGGUGCAGCAUGUGAUCGAAUACCAUGAGCGCAUAGGCGCCCAAGUAAAUGCUAUGAUUGGACAUGCUAAUGUUGUUGCCUCCAAUUUGCCAUCAAUGUCCCAGAAGUCUUCCGUGAUUAUCAAUGGGGGGUCCUCACUCGCUGUCAAUUCCAAAGCUCAACCAGUCAUUGGCUACUUAAAGCCCACUGGCCCUGGUUAUAAAAGUCAGUCUUCUGGUGAAGCCAAACAGCCCAAUGUUAAAGCUCCCCCCAGUAAUGUGGCUGACAGUAAAGCGGCUGGUGUCAACACAUCCCAUACACAGAAAUGGAAGAUAUGCACAGUGUGCAAUGAGCUCUUUCCCGAGACCCUCUACAGUGCUCAUUUUGAAAGUGCACACAAAGCUAGAAUAGUGUGGGCAAUGGCAAAGUAUAUUAUGAAAAUCCACAACUUUACCAGCAAGUGUUUGCUUUGCAACCGCUACCUUCCCAGCGAUUCACUGCUUAACCACCUGCUAAUACAUGGGAUCACUUGUCCACAGUGCCACUCUGCUUUCCAUAGUGUUGAGAAACUCCUUGAACAUGAGCGCCAGGCUCACCUUAAUGUUUUUGUUGGACCGCCUGGUUCUGCACCGCUAACUUUUGAUCUCACCAUCAAACAAAAUGUACAGCUCAAUAUUCUCACUUUUAACAUGAAAGAAUCUGAGAGCAAAGACCAGUCCACUGCUCCUCUUGUGACACCUUCCAUUGCAGAAUUGCAGGCUCAAGCACGGGAAAGUAUGUUACCUACAGAUUUCAAUGGCUCUAACAAGAACAUCUGUCCGCUUUGUUGCACCCCUAUGAAAGAAGAUGUGGUGAAUUCUUUGGCUAUUCACCUAAGGCAGCGACAUCAGGUGCUCCAAACAAUGCAUCCAGUUGAAAAGAAGAUGACAUUCAAAUGCAUCCACUGCUUGGGCGUGUACACGAGCAACAUGGUGGCUUCCACAAUUACACUGCAUCUCGUCCAGUGCAGAGCGGUAGGAAGAAAGCAGUCCAUUCAAACUUCCAAAUCAGCCUUGGCACUUAACUCAUCAGGAUUAAAUGUGCUCAAGAGACCACCACCACCGACACGUGUGGCCACGUACUCCAAGAAGAUCAAACUUAGCGCAGGGCCAAUGCUCCAAUCCGGUCCUUUGAGGAGAACUGGUACUGGACAGCUUGGUAUUGAUCCUAGAGUCAAUGACGAAAAGACAUUUGAGGCUCGAAAAAAUUUCCUUAAAUCGUACUUCAAUCACAGACCGUACCCUUCCCCUGAAGAACAGAAGAAACUUUCUGCGAGCCUCUGGAUAUGGAAGGCUGACAUCUGUAGACAUUUCGCAACAAUGCAAAAGGAUUGCAAAAGUCAAUGUGAGAAAUCAAACCCUUCUGUGCUGCUUGGAUUUGACAUGGAGGCCCUCAAGAAAGUGGACCACGACAUAACCUUUCAGAACAUCUCUGUUGAAAGCACUUCGAAGGGCAGGCGUGCAGGACUCAAGACUGGUAUUCCAAACAUGACCAAAAAUCUUCAAAGUGUCUCCUCCAAUGUGAAGAAAAUAUGCACAGAGCCCAUCCUAAUUGAUUCGGACAGUGAUCCAGAAGUCCAACAGACACCCGUUGCUAAGAGAAAUGGUGACACAGGCCUUCACAAGACUGAAUCCCAGCAGUUAGGUGACUCGGAGCCAACAGCAAUGCGAGAGGAGUCUCCAGACGACUCGACAGCGUCAGGAGAGGAACCGCCGGCCGACUCAACAGCGUCAGGAGAGGAACCGCCGGCCGACUCGACAGCGUCAGGAGAGGAACCGCCGGCCGACUCGACAGCGUCAGGAGAUGAACCGCCGGCCGACUCCACAGCGUCAGGAGAGGAACCGCCGGCCGACUCGACAGCGUCAGGAGAGGAACCGCCGGCCGACUCGACAGCGUCAGGAGAGGAACCGCCGGCCGACUCGACAGCGUCAGGAGAGGAACCGCCGGCCGACUCGACAGCGUCAGGAGAGGAACCGCCGGCCGACUCGACUGCGUCAGGAGAGGAACCGCCGGCUGACUCGACUGCGUCAGGAGAAGAACCGCCACCCGAUUCGACUGCGUCAGGAGAAGAACCGCCACCCGAUUCGACUGCGAGGGUAGAGGAGUCGAUAGCAAUGAGAGAGGAGUUGACACAUAUGGGAAACAAGUCUCCAGGUGUCUUGACUCCGGCGAGCGAGAAGUCGCCAACCUCACCAGAAAUCGAUGAGAAGGCCGACUCGACACCGACAGGAGAGAAGGAAGCUGUACAAACAGAAGAACCCUCAAGCCCCAAUUAA